Messenger RNA from Peronospora matthiolae, 1263 nucleotides. Lineage: Eukaryota; Oomycota; Peronosporomycetes; Peronosporales; Peronosporaceae. The record is from the annotation of a GenBank genome assembly.
AUGGAUGUUGACGACGAGAUGUCGGGGCUGCAAAUUGAAGACCUGGGCGAGUACUUUCUGCAAACGGACGUGAACGAGAACUGGAAAGGAUUCUCUCUCGGAUACACGGAUGAAGACCAGCAGUCACAAGUGGAGCAAUUGGAUUCAAGUGGAGCCAUGCAGUCCGAUCGUCCAGCUGAUACGAUGAAUUGGACUGCCGGGGACACGUCCAUGCAGUAUUUGGUGUCACCGCCGUUGGCGAGUGUCUCGGACAUGUUGAAAUACGGCGACGGACUUGGCGUGGGGAUGGGUUUUGGCUCGCCGACGAAAGACUUUGCGACGUCGUUCAGGACGGAUUGGGCUCCUGAAAGUGCGAAAUCGGAUGUGGCGAUGAUGAGUUUAACAGCUCGAGAAGACGUGGAGCUUACGAGUUUUAGUCUGGAUCAACACGAGACAUCGACGGCAACGUGUGUCGUGCCCGAUCUAAGGGUAUCAAAUGUCGUGACACCACGUGGCGGAAGAGUGAAGACUGCUGCUUCGAAGCUGCAGAGCACGCAGUGUCAGCACCUCUCAAGCUGCGGCGAUGAUGAGGACGAUGCAAACUAUUGUGGAGAAGCUAACGCGCUCAAGCGCGUAUGCUCGACUAUAGGCAGCGAAUCGGCUAACGGUGCAUCUUCACCUAUGCCAGACGAUGAUAGAGGUUCUCGAAAGAAAUCACGUGAAAAGAUGCGCCGCCAAGAGGUGAAUGUCAAGUUUGAUAAACUUGUUGACUUGCUGGGGCUGUCCAACCGCGUCCGAAAGAGUGCGAUUUUGCAAGAGGCUGUAUCGACAAUUACAUCACUGAAACGAGAGCGGGAUGAGUUACGUCGCGAUCGUGACCGCUUACAACAAGAAGUCGGCAAGUUGGCUACGUGUCUGCAGUUCUCCCAAUUGGGAUCGGUGGCUGCUGCCAUGACGCAACAGCCGAAUCAGCAGCUUUCUCACAUGCCCCCGUCGGUAGAGCCUCUUGAUCAGCAGCAGCAGCAACACCAUGGUCGCCAGGAUGUGGCUGUCUCCAGCGCACUGCAAGCAGUGCAUACGCACCCGACAAACGUUUCCUGCUACCCGGGUGCAAACUGCUUCCCGCUCAGUUCAACCUUCUCGGAUAUCUCAUCACGGCUGGGACCUCACUCGUCCUCAGCGUUACCAGUGUCCGGUCAGGUUGCCAUCGCUCCAAAAUGUUUGAAGCCAACACCCUCCACUGCAGCAUACACCCCCAUCGCCCCCGACGUGAACAUGAAGUAA